Gigantopelta aegis is the source of this 5147-nucleotide messenger RNA. RefSeq lists its product as uncharacterized. The coding region runs from base 57 to 2555 and encodes 832 amino acids. The record is from RefSeq and is a predicted model, not a curated record. NCBI's taxonomy places the organism in Eukaryota, Metazoa, Mollusca, Gastropoda, Neomphalida, Peltospiridae. The transcript has 2 exons.
CACAUGUAUAAAAUUUGUUCCUAUCUGUGUUUGCUAUUUGGAUGGUUUAAAGGACAAUGGAUACCACUGUGAUUUUGCUUCUGGUUCUGUUGUCGCCUCGUCAGGCCAGGGCUCUUGUUCUGUUUGAAUUGAUACAAGACCCACCAUGGAAUGGACGUCCUGACGUCUUCCACUCUGAACAACGAGAUCGUCGUAUGCAGCGACUAGAACGUUACCCAGUGUAUUACAAUCCUGCAAAUCCACCAGUCGAUGCUCGUCAGAGUAACGCCCGGACAUUUCAGUUUAGAAACAUUCAAGAUAAAAGAGCAAGAAGCAUUCCGUCUGUCUAUAGCUAUGAAGAGCGGUAUAUACCUGAAAGAAACACACAAGUGUUGGUGCAGUUUAAUCGUCGUCGAGAUAUUAUUAAUACAGCCACAGCAUCACCAUUGUAUGUAGAGUCAAAUUAUCAUUUACAUGAAUACAAUCUUCACAGAAGACAAUACCCUAAUAGAUUUCCGUAUAACCAAGCAGCAGCUGGUGCUGACGCAACCAGAAUACGAGAUGAAUCUUACUUCAGAUCUCAAAUAUAUCCGAAACCGAUAGGCUGGAAUCCGAACAGGCUGGAAAAUAGCAAGAAUUCAAAGUUCCAAACAGGACAUGAAUUACUCAGGACAGCGAUUCAAAGGGACCCACUGGAGGGCCUGAAUUUGCCAGGGUUAGAAGUUGCUCAAAAUGUCAAAGAAACAUCCAGUGUAAUUAAAUAUGAUCAAAAGUCACAUUCGAGUAUGGUCCCUUUGCCUGUAAGUAGGUUUGAGAUAUCUAAUGUAGACCCACUGUCUAAACUAAAGUUACCUGAAACCGAUACUCGCGGUAAACACAGCAUGGAUGGCCACGAGUUACUUAAUGCAAUUAUGAAGCGCAAUCCCCUGCAUGGAAUUAGAAAUUACGCACUAAGAUCUACUGACACAUUUAAAUUAUCUGACAUAGAUCCACUUUCAAGUUUGAAGUUACCAGGUUUAACCGACCAGAUCAGACCUAACGUGAUCCCGGUAAACGACAAAGUCCAGAUUCAGCGCCCUUCGGAAUAUGCAACAAAUGGUGAUUUUGAUCCCAUUACCUCACAUUCCGUGGCAACGCACUCUAGCAAUACACAGUAUUUUAUUAAUCUACAGGCGAAAAGAACUUCGAAGACAAAUAACUCAACCGUCAAUGUGAUGGAAUUGGAAGGGAUGCUGCAAGUUCAAAGCAAACCGGCAUACGAUUUGGAUGGAACGCCUUUACGAAAUACGGCCUUGUUCGGCAGACGUGAUGUGCACACUAAUGUUAAUAGCAGCACGAAUGACUCCAACAAUGACAGACAGAUUCGCCCUAUCUCUGGAAGAAAUCUCAUUCGACUUAGCAACAAAUCAACUGUUAGUUUUACCCAGCAGAAUACAACAACAGUAACAACAUUUACAACACCGUUAUCAUCGUCGUCAUCAUCAUCAACAACAACCACAACAACAAUAUCACCCACAACAGGUAAGCCAGUGUACAAUGCUAAUCCAAUGUUGGCAUGGUUCAACAGAUUUAAGAGUGCGAUGGCAGAAACAAGACAAAGUAAAAUUAAUAGAAACGUAUCUUCAACUAGCAAAGAACAAACAGUUUCAAAAACAUACGAACAGACGCAAAGGCCCUCCCUUAGGACAUUUACACAAAACGACUUAAGACUUGAGUCAAGGACCAAACCUAAUUUACACAAUGUCCAAAACAAUAAUAUUGUUAACACACUUCAAACAAAUAUACACAAAAUGUCUAGUCCUAGAGAACCCCUGCAAAGUUCGAACGUUGAUACCAAGAAGGAUAUAAAUUUAAAUGUACCAGCAACAAACGAAGAUAUUGGCAUUCCAUCACGAACAAGUCUGUUAGCCGAGGUACAAAAAAUGAAAAUUCAAGAUUUGAAAUAUAGACGUACUCUGGAAAACAGCAAAUCGCUUUUGUCUUUUAGUCCCUCUAACACCAGCAACACAAAACUGACGCUUCCCACACGAAGUCAGUAUAUACCAGGUGCAAUGAAGAUAACCAGUCAGAGGGAAUCAUAUAUCACGACGACAGCCAUGACUACUGCGGGGCGUCUGCAAGAUCCACUGUUGUUCCCCAAGUCUAAAACACGUGUACCUUAUAGAGUUAUUAACGAAACCAACCCAGCAAAAUUCGUUUCUGAAGCUCCAUCACCUAUGUCAUCUUCAAGCGACAUUCGAAAGGUAACACCUGAAACUGAAGGGCAGGGAUACGAUCCAGGUCUUGCUAGCAUGCAUGAUAGUAACCCAAGAUCGCAAGCACCACUGACGUCAGUACAGUCGAAAUAUGAGCUGCCAAGAAUGGAACAGACGACAUUUAGUAUUAAACAAGUGGUGUCACUUCAGACACACGGUAAUAGAGGGGCAUUUCCUUUAUUUGGGGGAAAGAGUGAAAACUCAAACAGAGCUCGUACCAACGUUCUUUCUCGUGUAACAAACCUGUUUAAUGAUCCAACAUUUUUGGCCUUGAUACGAAGUUCACAGAAUGUACGUAUCGCUGCUCGAGUGAGUAAAUAACUGACAAAUAGCUUUUGUCAUGAAACCAUUCUGGCGACAAAGUCAGUAUUACAAACGUGGAAGUAUAAUAUCUAAUAUAUUUAUUUACCCAAUACUGCAGGUGUUAUAUGUACAUGUGCUUUGAUUUCUCGCAUUUUAAAUGUUUGAAAUACAGAAUUUAGUAAUAUAAUGAUUCACUGUGAAAUCCUUUAUUUUUCUAGACUUACAUUUUUCGUGUUUUGAUAAAAUAUACAUUACGUUGGGAACAUAAAUUCAUGGAUCACAAAAAUUUGUAUUAUAUGUAUAUAUGUAUUAUAUUUUCGUCAUACUCCUAAAUUCGCAGAUUGCUCAAGUCCACGACUUGUACGGACAUUAGACAUCCACGAACAAAAGUGAUUUCACAGUACCUGAUUUGAAAUGGAUGUGUUUUGAGUGCAGUAAUAAGCACAACCCUAGGUUGGUGUGCAUAAUGUGCGGACUGACAACUAACACUUAGUUUUAGGGUUUAUUUUAAUGUUUGAAUUCAUACAUGUCUUAUAAUAAAUAAAGGCAAAGAAAACAAGUAAAGAAUUCUGCUGCAGGUGAGGCUCAAAUAAAAUUCUAAUCAUGGCGCAUGUCUGUUGCUUAGAUUAAUCUUCCGCUAAAAUAUAUUUAUCCAUAUGUAAAUAUUCAGCAAUGAACUAAUGUAUCAACUAAGCCGAGAAUUAAUCAUUGUUUUCUAACGAAAUCCAUUAAAUUAACAUUAAACUUUUCGCAGACUGUGUGUGUUUAUGUAAUCAAUGCUUAAUUGCUAAAUUAUUCCACUGUUGUAUAACGGACGCCAGAUUUGUCUACGUCAAAGAUGUCAUUCUAUAAUACAGGGUCCUCACUUUCAUUUAGCUCAUCUGUUUGGAAUCUUUUCUACAAAAAUCAAUACUAUAUUUUAUUAACCACCAUUUACAGGAGUGAUAUUUUCUUCUCUAUCUUUUUCUUUUUUCUUUUGUUUGCUGCUCGUUUGCAGAUUCACGAAAAGAAAUGUUAUCUCCGACUAAGUCGUUAAAUAUUAAGAUAACGUGAAACAUAUAUACAUUUUUCAGGAAGAAUGACAUAUGUACAGUUAUUUUUAGAAAGUCACGACCGUUAACCUCUUUAUAUAUAACAUGAAACUUUAAUAUUUCUGCAAUAUCAUAUUUUAAUUUAUCUUUGUUCCUUUUACCACCCUUUUUAUUUGUUUCUGCCAAGACGAACCCAAAAUCAUGGAGCUGACCUAAGGAUAGAGGUACUCGUUUCAUACAGUUAGCUUUGUGUGGGCUUUUUCUCCAUAUACGUAUAUAUAUUUUAGUGACAAUUAUGAUUUAAUUUGUAGUAUUUCAUUAUCAACUGAAAUUAUUUAUUGAAGACUAAUGACGAUAUUCCACAGAUUCACAAACGAAAGUGCCGUGCAUUUUCUUGGGGUUUUUUUAAUAUAAAGUCUUAUCCAUGAAGUAGAUAUAAAAACAAUUAUGAAAUGCUCUUCAUAUCGAAUUUACAGGUUGACCAAAACAAAAACACAAAUUCACGGUCAACAAUACAAUCAAUUCAAACAACGAUUUGUGUAUGAUUUAACAAUGUUUAUCUUUUAUCACCAAAAUAUGAAAUGUUACCUACCAGACUACGAUAUGCUCUCAUAAUAUUUUGUACGAAAUUUGCAGGUAUUAUGAUAUAUUGUAUCCAUAGCGUUUAUGUAAUUUAUGUAAUAUGCAAAUUUAUUGAAAUCGAAUAUCAUAUAGUAAUACAUGUAGUACUCCGGUGUGUAGAUAUUUACGGUGACAACAUUUAGCACACAUUUACAAUAGAUGGCCAAAUGUUCAAAGCUUUAUAAGCUGAUGCAUUUUGACAAUCCUAUAUGUGUAUUAUUUUAGCCAAAUUUGUAGAGUUUUCCUUCGUCUUUUCUGUUCUUCAAACUGUAUAUAUUUAUGUAGAAUAUCAAGUUACUACGUUUUGAUAUCGUGGUUAUUUGACGAGGUUUAGAUAACGGUGUAGCAGGCUCGCUGAAGCUCGUCUGUUACACCGUUAUCGACCUGAGCCAAAUAACCACGAUAUCAAAACGUAGUAACCUGAUAUCUGUGUUUCAUCAUGCAACCCCUUUCAAGUUAUAUAUUUUUUAGUCAAAAGCGGUAUAGAAACUAUUAGUAUUAUUGUGUGGAAACUACUGUGAAAGUCGGAUAAUAACAGGUUCCUGAAAACAUUAUGAGAAUGGCAUAACCAGCCAGAUAAGUUAUGAGUGUCCACAUUUUAAAUAAAAUACUUUGAUUAUAUUUCAGUGUCUGUCGUGUCACAACAAUGCAAUUUUAUGUGCGACAUGGCUGCUAGUGACUGUGAUGUUAAAUGAUGUUGCAAUGUACACAUUAUUUGCAGGAAGCGACUUGCCCUGGCUUUAAAAUUGCAUUUUUCUAAUAUAUUUCAGUCAAAAGCGGUAUAGAAACUAUUAUUAUUAUUAUUAUUGUGUAGAAACUACUACUUGAACUCGGGUAAUAGCAGGUGCCCGAAAUCAUCUUGGGAAUGACACAGGUAGCGAGACAAGUUAAUAAAUGUCAUCAAAUAUUAAAUAAAAUACUUUGAUUUUAUUAUAUAACAUUUACUUAACUAUCUUAA